Messenger RNA from Diversispora eburnea, 1174 nucleotides. Lineage: Eukaryota; Fungi; Glomeromycota; Glomeromycetes; Diversisporales; Diversisporaceae. The record is from the annotation of a GenBank genome assembly.
AUGUCCGAUCAAUUGAAAAUAGCAAAAAGACCAAAAGAACCCGCAAAAAAUGGUAGAAUUGUUCGAGUCAAAGUCAAUUAUUUAGAAGCUAAAUUCAAUUUCCCUUCUGUCAAAUCUUACUCUUUCGAUAUCGACGAUGCAAAAAGAAAACCUUUGAAAAGAGAGAAACGUGAUGAAGUGAUGGCAGCAUUUUUAAAGUCAAAAUCUCCCGAAAUCACUGCUGCGCAUUACGGUAGCUCAUUGUACUCUUAUAAAGAUAUUCUUAUCGGUGCCAAAACUACGAAUUACAGAUUUGACCAUAAAGAUUGUUUGGGUGCUAUACAAAAUUAUACCGUGAAAAUUAAAUUUUCCUCAGAAAUAAAUCUUGAUACUGCGAAAAAAUUUAUUAAAGGGAACUCAAAUUUGUCUUGGGAGGAUAUACAAGAAAAUUUAAACGUUUUCAAUUCUUAUCUAAACACCAAAGUACAUACUAUGCUUCCCCAUUUAAGCAGUAAAUCCAAAGCAAUUUUUCCAAAACGUCAAGAAAGAACCUUUUUGCCUGGUGGAUCUGAAAUUCUUUAUGGUUAUAUGCAGUCUAUUCGUUUAGGAUGGGAAAAUUUAUACGUCAAUAUCGACGUUUGUAAUACCCUUGUCAUUCCUGAGGGAAACUUACUUAACCUUCUUCCCGUAUUCCUAAAUCGUGAAAAUUUCGACAGCAAAAAUUUAUUUGAAAAUGAAAUCGAUUAUUUAACAAGACGUUUAAAAGGUUAUAAGUUUUACACAACUUAUAGCCCAAGGAGUAGGACCAUCACUAAGAUAUCUUUAGAAUCUGCCAAUAACCUAAAAUUUGAACGAGAUGGUGAAAUGAUUAGUGUUAGUGAAUAUUAUAAAGAAACUGGAACCCCCUUGAGAUAUCCCACGCUUCCUUGUGUUGUGGUGAUAAAGAAACAAGGGAGAAAUGAGAGAGAAAUGCAUUUUCCUAUUGAAGUUUGUUUGCUAAAAUUUGGACAAAAAAUUCCGCAAUCUAGUAUAACAGCUUCAAUGCAGGGAGAAAUGAUAAAUAAAACCUCAAUUAGCCCCGUUAACCGAUUUAAACAUCUUGGAUUUGCGAUGAAAAAACACUAUAACCAUAAUAAUGAUGAAUACCUUAAAUCCAUUGGAUUGAAAGUAGCUGAUAAAUUUGUGGAACUAGACU